GCAGUUCUCUGGCCUGUUAUCCAGGAGCUCAGCCUUGGUCCCUCCUGGCCUGGUAAUCUACCAAUCUCCACCUUGACUUCUUGGAAUCCGUCUUCUCGCUCUGGUGCUGCCUGGUGGACAGGGACACAAAGUGGGCAGGUAAACUGAGUCACACAGCUUGUUCACAGAAAUAUUCCCAUGUUCUCUCGCUCCUCCCCAGACUCCUGCUGCCGGGAAGGGGCACACCUGGGCUAGAGAUCAGCCGUCCUCCAGCAGAGCCCUACUGCUCCGGGUGCCAGGUCCUGACCCAGUAGGUUCCCCCCACUCAGCGGGUCUAGAGAGAUGGAUCAACUCCGGGAGGACGUCACCUGCUCCAUCUGCCUGGAUGUCUUGGACGACCCUGUCUCCAUAGAGUGCAGCCACAACUUCUGCCAGGGCUGCCUCGUGGCUCACUGGCGCAGGGUCUCGGCCCAGGGCUACCAGUGCCCCGAGUGCCGGACUCCCUGCUCCAGGGACAGGAUGACCCCAGACACGCGGCCGAGAGCCCUGGUGAAGAAAAUCACAGAGCCCCUGCGGGAAGAGAUGGAGCUGGAGGCUGUGGAUGCGUCAUGGAUGGGCCGAGAGGACGAGGCCCUGGGGGGGGUUGAGUGUCGCAAUGGGACAGCGACCAUGACGAGGGGCGUGUGGAUGUGGGACCAACCCCUCUGGGUCCAAGCCCAGGGGAGGAGGACCAAAUGCAUGCUGCUCGUGCGUGCUUUGACAUCUCCUAAGAAAUGUUGA
Trachemys scripta elegans is the source of this 759-nucleotide messenger RNA. Its product is annotated as tripartite motif-containing protein 5-like. The record is from RefSeq and is a predicted model, not a curated record. Bases 322 to 759 code for a protein of 145 amino acids. The transcript has 3 exons. NCBI's taxonomy places the organism in Eukaryota, Metazoa, Chordata, Testudines, Emydidae.